UUUUUUAUAUAUGAAUAUUUCUGGUCCUUACAAAUGUUAAAAUCGUUGAACACACCUAACUACGUCCAGAAAAUAUUUUUAAUGGUUACAAAAAUGUAGAACAAUUUUCUAAGCCCUUUCUCAGGUUUCAGUAUCGAGGUGAACUGUCGCAGCCAUACAGCCAUACAGCCGCGGCGCUGCGUGUCGCUCCAGAGCCUUUAGCGGUAGUUGGGCUUAAAGGAGACGCAACAAAGGCGCCUGAACAGCGGGCGUUUUGGGCAGUGCCGCUGGCGUGGUUUACUACAGCUUUAAGAACCUAAAACAGCGUCUGGGGCUUUAAAAAUGGAUUUUGCAUACUUAUAAUAAGGAAGCUUAACUAAGUUUUCAAUUAAUCAGAAUUACUUUUUUUAGCGACAGGGGCGAGAGGACUAGGUGAAAUAUGUUUGACAAUCGGAUCACGGCCUUUAGCGAGCAAACAGCGUUCAUAUUUCAUGGAAUCUCCACAGCUCAGCGUCUAAGUCAAGUUUGCUUAUAAUUAUUAACCACAUCAAGAAGCGCAGUUUGAAGAAAACGGUACGCGGUGAUGGAACCGCAGAUUGUGCAAACGUCGGCUUACAAAGAGGAGGCAGAGCCUGCUCCGGACAAGGCCUCACAGAGAUCCCCGACCCGGCCUACCCCUUCCAUGCCGCGGAGGGCACUACGAGGCCGGGGGGCCGGUCGCCCGAAGACCGAGGUGCCUUGCGCCCCAGACACGAACGGCGCCGCCGCAAGCGCGCCGGGUUGCGGGCGAGUGUUGCGGGACCGGUCGACACGGGCCGUUCCCGCGUGGAGGCAAAGCGACAUCGGCGAGGACAAAGAGGCGCCGAGCCGGAGGAAGGCGGUCUGCCCGCGGCGCAAGAGGACCGCGGAGCCGGCCAGAGAGAGGGGCAGCGACGGCGGCCCAGCCGCCGGGUCCGGGGAGAUUAAGGACGGCGGCGCGAGCACGCGAGCGGCUGGUGGACGGCGCGCGCACGCCCGCGCCGGGACUCCUUCAGCGCGACCUCCGCGAGCCUCGCUCAGGGUUGUGUGCAAGAGCGAAGCAGAGGUGGAGGAGGCUGGUUUGGGGGAGGCAGACAAGGUGUCUGGGAGGAAGGCAGGAGGAAGUGGUGAGAAAAAGUCAGAGCGAGAGGAAGAUGAUGUUCCACUGGGUGAGGAAGAACCUCCCUUCAUGGACGACCCAAAAGACCAAACCUACCAACCCCAGUCACAGAGUGACGACGAGGACGUUGUCACUAGUGAUGAAGACGAGCCCUUUAGAGAUGACCUGAACGAUCAGAGCUAUGAUCCCAAAUCUGAAAGGGACGCUCCAAAGCCAAGACGCAGAGCCCCGCCCAGGCCGCGGGAGAAGAAGGAGAAAGUAGGAGUAGGAGAGAAGGAGAGGAUGAGGGAGGCAGAGGUGAAGACAGAAGGAGGGGAGGGCCUUGACGUGAAGGUGGAGUUUGGAGAGGGGGCGGAGCCUCCUAGGAAGAGAGGCCGGCGACGGAAGGACGACAAAAGCCCUCGUCUUCCAAAGCGAAGAAAGAAGCCGCCAGUGCAGUAUGUCCGUUGCGAGAUGGAGGGCUGCGGGACAGUUCUGGCACAUCCUCGCUACCUACAGCAUCACAUUAAAUACCAGCACUUAAUGAAGAAGAAGUAUGUGUGUCCUCACCCCAGCUGUGGAAGACUUUUCCGGCUUCAGAAACAGUUACUACGCCACGCCAAGCACCAUACAGAUCAGAGGGACUACAUCUGUGAAUUCUGUGCACGAGCGUUCAAAAGCUCACACAACCUGGCUGUGCAUCGCAUGAUCCACACGGGAGAGAAACCUCUACAGUGUGAGAUUUGCGGCUUCACCUGCCGCCAGAAAGCCUCUCUGAACUGGCACAUGAAGAAGCACGACGCCGACGCCUCCUACCAGUUCUCCUGCAGCAUUUGUGGCAAGAAGUUUGAGAAGAAGGACAGCGUGGUGGCCCACAAGGCCAAGAGCCACCCUGAGGUCCUGAUCGCCGAAGCCCUAGCAGCAAACGCUGGUGCCCUCAUCACCACACCGGGGGCCUUGCUGGAGGCGUCCGCUGGACCUGGGCGGACUGAGCAGGUGGCCGCCGACGUGCAGGUGGCAGUGAGUCAGGUGGGCUCUCUGGCCCCUGUCGGCCCUGGUGCGGUCACCCACAUGGGGCCCGUGAUGGUGGUCGAACAGGACCACUCCCUCCACGGCAUGCGGGUGCCCGUCACCCUGGCACUGCCCGCGGCAGAGGUGGAGGAAGGGGCUGCGUCAUCGCGCCCCACCUCCACCCACACCCUGCAGGCGGUGCCGCUGCAGUGCCUGCUUCCGUCAGCUCCCAUCUCCCACCAACAGCAGCAGACGGCGCAGAUCCAGGCGCUGCCUCUGCAGUCGUCGGCCACGGUGGCGUCUCAGGCCGCGCUGGUGCAGCCUUUACCUGUGCAGUCGUACGCCUCGCAGUCUCACAUUCUCCAUAUGACCUUUACGUCGGUUGCCCAGCAACAGCAGCCCAUGCAUCAGUUGCCUCUGCUCUCCGUCGCCCCGCAGUUACCCCUGCACGGUGCCCCGCCCCAGCAGAGCCAGACCUUAGCCCACCCCCACAACCCCGGCUCCGCCCCCGCAGGGCCCCUUCUCGCCCACACCCUGUCUGAGGCCUCUUCUGACUGCAGAAGUUCUCUGGGUUUCAGUGCUGAGCCGCCACCUUCAUCCUCAUCUCCCUCCCAGCAAUCUUCUGCUGCUUCUCGCCAGGCGGGAGAGGGCGGAGCCAUCUGGGAGGGCAGCGGCCCUGCCGAGAAUGGAAAUGUGGGAGGGGUUUGGGAAGCAACUGGAGGCGGUGAGGGGCAGCUUAUGACAGACAGCUCAGACGGGCCGAUCCAGCAUGGACUGAUGUAGCAAUUUUUGUGAAAUUCACCUAAUUACACAGGAAGGUGAGGAGACUGCCUACUGUAUUACAGCCUCCUCACUGUACCUCCUACAAAGUUAAAUAUAUAGGAUCAUAAAUCUAUUAUAUGUAUUCAUAUUACCUUUUGGUAGGUUUAUAGAAGUAUAUGUAUCAGGGAAAGUUUGUUUUAAGUUGUUGUUGUUACGUUUUGUACAUAAAGUUUUAGUCCUCUCCAAAUAUUACUUUUUUUGAUUUUCA
Molecule: messenger RNA, 3137 nt
Organism: Electrophorus electricus (electric eel)
Lineage: Eukaryota; Metazoa; Chordata; Actinopteri; Gymnotiformes; Gymnotidae
Gene: zfp91
Product: ZFP91 zinc finger protein, atypical E3 ubiquitin ligase
Biological process (GO): regulation of transcription by RNA polymerase II
Cellular component (GO): nucleus
Molecular function (GO): transcription coregulator activity
Source: RefSeq, a predicted model, not a curated record